UGUUACAAGAUUGCCACAUAGUGAGGAACAUCAGUGUAGCAAAGGGAAGUUGCAAGUUUGGCUGUUAGAUUUCUGUAAAACUAAAAAUACUGAAUUGAACUGGGUUCUGAGUUUCCUUCUGCAAUUCUGGACUGCCUUAAAGCCAACUUUCUGUGAUUUCUUGAGUGUUCGGCCAAAGACGAGAUGUUUUCCACCAUCUGCCUGAAGAAUCAGACAUUCGUGUUUCCCUGGCUGGCCAGGAAAAAGUACAACACUCGCCACAAACUCAGCUGAACACUCUCACCACCCCUUCCACCAGAGGUUGGACUCUUCUAUUUUCGCAAUAAUAACAUAUCUUCGUCGCCAUGACGAAAUCGUACAGUUUAAAGGUCGCAAACGCUCGCUUGGGCGGUUUCCCGCGACUCCUACUUCGCUGGAAAGCGAGCAUCUACAAACUCCUAUACAAGGAGAUGGCCAUAUUCAUCACUUUGUACGUGGCACUCAGUAUUAUGUACCGUUUUGCGCUCAAGCCGCCCCAGAAGCGAACAUUUGAGAAGAUCGCGAUGUACUGUCACCAGUACUCGGAUCUGAUUCCGGUAUCGUUCCUUCUCGGUUUCUACGUGUCGAUUAUCUACGCGCGGUGGUGGAACCAGUAUCUGUCGCUGCCGUGGCCGGACAGGCUGGCGUCUCUGAUUGGCUGCGUUGUUCACGGCGCGGACGAGCGGGGACGCCUGAUUCGCCGGACGAUGGUGAGGUACCUGAACCUGAGCGCUGUGAUGGUGAUGAGGGGCGUGUCAACACUGGUGUACAAACGGUUUCCCACCAUGACGCACAUCAUAGACGCAGGUUUCAUGACCAUCGCAGAGUGGAAGGAGUACGAGUCGCUGGAGUCCCACCACAGCAAGUUCUGGGUUCCGAUCAACUGGUUCUGUAACCUGGCCAGCGAGGCCAGGCAGGAGGGGCGCAUCCGCGACGACUUCGCCUUCAAGGCUCUCAUGGAGGAGAUUAACGUGUACCGAGGCUGUCUGGGGAUGAUCUACAGCUACGACUGGAUCAGUGUGCCUCUGGUCUAUACUCAGGUAGUAACAGUUGCUGUGUACACGUUCCUGCUAUCCUGCCUGAUGGGGCGGCAGUACCUGGACCCAGCCCAGGGGUACGAGGGGCAUGAGGUCGACCUCUACGUCCCAGCAUUCACCCUGCUGCAGUUCUUCUUCUACAUGGGAUGGCUCAAGGUUGCUGAGCAGCUGAUCAACCCAUUCGGGGAGGACGAUGAUGAUUUUGACAGUAACUGGUGCAUCGACAGGAACCUACAGAUCUCGUACCUGGCGGUGGAUGACAUGUACCUGUGCCAUCCGCCCCUGGAGAAGGAUAUUUACUGGAACCAGCCUGACCCGGACCUGCCCUACACACAGGCGGCUCUCAGCAGCAGGACUACACCUUUCCUCGGAUCCACCUUCGAACUCAGACUGAACAAAGACGACAUGGAGUUCACGCACCUCCCCACGGUGGAGGAGAACACCAGCAGCCAGGACAGUCCUCCUAAGUACACCUCCAAGUUCCGUAACCACGCGCUCUCUCACGCCAGCUCAACCUUCUCCCUGAAAAGCUCCGCUCCGGGAACCCCCGGGCAGCCUUUCUCCGCUCCUCCGGGGAUGAAGCGUAUGGACAGCAUCAUUACCCCCUGCUCUACCGCAACCAACAGCCUGAAGCGCAACUUCUCGCUCCGCAAGCCGCCCCACCACGCCGACAGCUACACGGAGCUGCGAGCCAUGACAAAGAUGCACCGGGUGGACUCCCAGGACUCGCUGGUCCCUCCGGAGGACCACCCGACGGAGAGUGAGACCGGAGAGAAGGAGCUCGUCAGCCGGUCUCCUUCCGAUCCCGGAAACCCGUGUCUUAGCCUCAAUAACUGUCUUAAAGGAAAGAAGCUGCUGCAAGUCGGCGAUCAGGGCGAGCCACACGGGACGUCGGGCGUCCCCGCGUUCUUCAGCUCGACGCCGCUGCCGCGCAAGCAGCUGUCCCGUUCGGUGUCGGAACUCGCGGCGGACGGCGCGCUGCUUGGAAACAAGCUGGGAAACUUCCACGAGAGUCUGGACGAGGGCAUGUCCAGCAUGACCAAGCUGGGGCCUAACAAGGACCUGCUCUGCUCGUCAGACUAUUUCUCUAACGAGAAGCUGAGGGGGAACAAAUCCUCCGCCAGUCUCGCAGAGAAGGACAAACCUGAUUCCACGGACUCAACCAAAGAUGCCCACGACGGCAAACCGUCCCGGUUUACAGUGAGACGUCCGUCCGACACGCCGCCGCUGCGCCCCAAGGGCCUGACGGCGUUUCUGUACGAUGACGAUGAUGUAGAUGAAGGUCUGUACAGCGCCACCAACAGUGCCUACAGCACCGUGAACAGCGUGCACGACGUGGUCAGCAUAGAGGUGCACCCCGCCCUGCCGGAGUUGGAUGAUGCCGCGUCUGGCCAAGAGCUGCAGGACAACAACAACGCCGCUAGGGGGCAGGACGCGGCGCACCGGGAGGGGGUCGUGGUCACCAUCGAGGACGAGGAAAACGGCAACAACAGCCCUGAAGUAGAGGUGGAGCUGCCGCGGGUCACGACCAUGUGAAACUGUGCAAUUCGGACUAAAGAAGAAAACUUUACAAAACAUUCAAAAAUACUUAUGGUUGCAAUCACUGAAGUACAGGUGGAGCUGCCUCGAGUCACUUCCAUGUGAAACUUCUAUCUGAGCAAUUCGGACAAAAAAGGCAAACUUUAAAAUUCACACAAAUUCUUCUGGUUGCAAUCAUUGAAGUAGAGGUGGAACUGCCUCGAAUCACUUCCAUGUGAAACUUCUGUGCAAUUCGGACAA
Molecule: messenger RNA, 2834 nt
Organism: Branchiostoma belcheri (Belcher's lancelet)
Lineage: Eukaryota; Metazoa; Chordata; Leptocardii; Amphioxiformes; Branchiostomatidae
Product: bestrophin-2-like
Exons: 9
Coding region: 345-2591 (748 amino acids)
Molecular function (GO): chloride channel activity
Source: RefSeq, a predicted model, not a curated record